AUGUCGGAAAAAGCUCAAAAUAAACCUGUAAGAAACGCGCUGGAAGAUGAAGAUGAAUUCGAAGACUUCCCUGUAGAUUCCUGGCCAGCAGAGGAAUCCCUGCAGACUUUUAAAGAAGGUGACGGAAAUUUAUGGGAGGAAGACUGGGACGACGUCGAAGUCGAGGACGGGUUUGUCAAGGAAUUAAAGAAGGAGUUAGAAAAGAAUAAGAAAUAG
Messenger RNA from Eremothecium sinecaudum, 216 nucleotides. It is a transcript of the gene SEM1, whose product is annotated as proteasome regulatory particle lid subunit SEM1. Gene Ontology annotation, biological process: mRNA export from nucleus; proteasome assembly; double-strand break repair via homologous recombination. Gene Ontology annotation, cellular component: proteasome complex; proteasome regulatory particle, lid subcomplex. The transcript has a single exon. Lineage: Eukaryota; Fungi; Ascomycota; Saccharomycetes; Saccharomycetales; Saccharomycetaceae. The coding region runs from base 1 to 216 and encodes 71 amino acids. The record is from RefSeq and is a predicted model, not a curated record.